UUUUUCUUUUUUCUUUUCCUUCACAGUCUUUCUGCAGGCACAAAAGACGGGGUCACCCAGGGUGUUCAUCCGAAGAGGCUGGAGGGGUCUCUGCCUUUUCUGCUUCCCCAAUUUGCUGCGAGGCUGAGGAAAUAAUUUGGGAAGGGCAUCUGUAUGUAUUGAAUUAAAGAAAUAGAAAACAAUAAUUUUCCUCAUUGUGGCUUCCCUUCCUGUGUCCCAUCUUUCUCUGCUUCAGGCUAGCAAGACCCAAGCUGUGUUUCCCAGAGAGCCUCCUGGUUCUUCUCUUCUGACAGGAUUUGGACCCUUUUGAAGCCUCCACAGACGGUUCCUGGACAGGAAGGAGAGGAAGAUGGUGGAAUUGCUGCCUCUGGAGACCAAAAAGCUUUUCUUGUGCAGGGAGGCAUUGAGAGGGGCCUUUUCUCCUACUCCCAUGCCCAUCAUCCCUGCCCUUCCCUCAGAUGCGCUCCUCUUUCCCGCCCUUUUCAGGGAAUCCUGUAAAUUUAUCGAAAAUCCACUAGAGGGCGCAUUCUGCCAAGAGAAGAGAACACGAGGCGCUUUCCCAUUGGGCCACUGGAGGGCGAAAGACACGGCUGCCUUUGUAGAGGAGGCUUGGAAGGAAAUGACGUCACACAACCUUGCUGCUCUAGGAGGCCGCACUUGUUUUCCUUAAUCCCUGGGGCUCCGCAGGAGGCGGAGGACCUGCGGGAGAGUCUGGCGGGGGGAGAUCAAGACGUUCCCCUGAUACACAAAGUCGAAACCAUUUGAAAUCCUUGCAAACCAAAAUUUUCUCUGGCUGGGAAAAAAAAGAGCGGAAUCCCUUGGAGGGCUCAGUUGUGGAGCACCAGAAAUGGUCCCGUGAAGGAAAAGGCAUCUGGAGACCCACCAGAGUCCUUGGAGCCAUUUGGAGGUGCUCUGCAGGACAGAGAAAGGAUGGAGACACAACCUUUUGGAAAGGAGGGAGCCGGAAAAGGCCCUUCAGCUGCUCAGCCUGGGAAUGGGGGGAAGCUCUGGACAAGGACUGGGCAGCAGAUCCUGGAGGAGGAAACCAUCCUCCCUUCAGAAGUUCAGCCCUGGAACUUCAUCCAAUACCAGGAGGCUGAGGGUCCCCGAGGAAUUUGCAGCCAACUCCAUGACUUUUGUAGGCGAUGGCUGAGACCAGAAAAGCACACCAAAGCCCAGAUGCUGGACCUGGUGGUUCUGGAGCACCUCCUGUUUCUUCUGCCCCCAGAGAUGGAGGGCUGGGUGCGGGAAUGUGGAGCAGAGACCAGCUCCCAGGCAGUGGCCCUGGCUGAAGGAUUCCUUCUGAGCCAGGUGGAGGAGCAGAAGGAGCAGGUGGAGUUGCAGUGCUGCACUAUGGAGAUCAGAGAUCCUGAGGGAAAGAAGAAUCCAUCAAAUCCCCCUCAGAAGCUAUUUUUCAGGGGGAUCCCUUGGGACAAUCAAAGUCAGGACACUUCAGGAGAGAAACAAAGCAUGAAGUUUUCGGGUUUUUACGAUGCAGCUCAAACUGUGAUUGAACCUCCAAAUCAAGAGAGUCUUGUGUCCUUCGAGGAGGUGGCUGUGUAUUUCUCUGAGGAGGAAUGGUCUCAGCUGGAUCCUGACCAAAAAGCGCUGCAUUCGGAAGUCAUGCUUGAAAACCAUAGGAACAUGGUCUCUCUGGGUAAUAAUGGGCAGGAGAAUCAAGAUUCCUGUGAACUGUUCCAAGUGACCAAUGCUAAAGAUGAAACAGAGAAGUUUGGAUUUCGAAUGGAAUUCGAAAGCCAUGAGAGAAGCCAGUCAAAUAAUUGGAAUCAGGAUAACUCAUAUUCCACUGAUGCUCCAAUGCAAGACUUUCUUGCCCAACAAGACAAAAUAAGGAAAAAAUAUAUUGGGAAAAGUGUAAACGAAGACUAUUUAACCCAAAACAAAGGAAAAGAUGCUAUAGGAUACAAUGGACAAAAUUACAAUGGGACAUUCAUUUAUUCUCUUGGAAAUAACUUCUUUACAUCUGAAAAAGUGAUUCACACAAAAAAGGAGCCUUAUAAAUAUUUGGAAUCUGGAAAACAUUUUAGAACAAGCUGGCAAUUUACUUCCCACGAAAGGAUUCACACUGGGGAGAAACUGUGUUCAGAAUCCCCUGUAGCCUAUGCAGCCCAGUCCCUCCAAGCAGCAGGAGAGAAACCCUAUAAAUGCAUGGACUGUGGAAAGACCUUUGCUCAACGCAGGUAUCUUGCUUCCCAUAAGAUGAUCCACACAGGGGAGAAACCCUAUAAAUGCAUGGAGUGUGGAAAGACCUUUGCUCAUAGAAGUAAUCUUAUUUACCAUAAGAUUGUCCACACAGGGGAAAAGCCAUUUAAAUGCAUGGAGUGUGGAAAGACGUUUGCUCAUAGAAGUAAUCUUAUUUCCCAUAAGAUGAUCAACACAGGGAAGAAACCAUAUAAAUGCACGGAGUGUGGAAAUACCUUUAUUUGUAACAAUGGACUUAGAUGCCACAAAAUGAUCCACACUAGAGAGAAACCAUAUAAAUGCAUGGACUGUGGAAAGACCUUUGCUCAGAGCAAUGAACUUACUUCUCAUAAGAGAAUCCACACAGGAGAGAAACCAUAUAAAUGCAUGGAGUGUGGAAAGACCUUUGCUCAUAGAAGUAAUCUUAUUUCCCAUAAGAUGAUCCACACAGGGACAAAGCCAUUUAAAUGCAUGGACUGUGGAAAGACCUUUGCUCGACGCAGGUACCUUGCUUCCCAUAAGAUGAUCCACACAGGGGAAAAGCCAUUUAAAUGCAUGGAGUGUGGAAAGACCUUUGCUCAACGCAGUUAUCUUGCUUCCCAUAAAAAGAUCCACUCAGAAGAGAAACCAUUUAAAUGCAUGGAGUGUGGAAAGACCUUUGCUCAGAAUAGUAAUCUUACUUCUCAUAAAACGAUCCACGCUAAGGGUAAAGUAUAUAGCAAUAGCAAUUCCACUUUAGACUUCUCUACCACUCCACAAAGCUUUAUAGCAGUCUUUGAGCAGUUUACAAAGUCAGCAUAUUGUCCGAUUCAAUCCAACAAAGUGAAGUUUAAUGUGGAGAAAAGUGGAAAUUCUUCCCGGGCAAAGGGAGGUGGAGGAGGGAGAGACCCUCGCCCGGCCCUCCUCCGGCUUCCACCGCGGCUCCCAUGCUCCCCAGCCGCCCUCUCCAUGCUCAGCAGGAAAGGAGAGAAGCCGAGCGAGGAGGAGGCAGGAUUCGCACCAGGCUCCCUGUCUCCGGAGGGGGAGAGAAGCAGGGCGGCCUCUCCAGCUGCCUCCUUCCCGGACCUGCGGGGGCGGGGGGGGGGAUCUCGGUCCUGCGCUGGUACAGAAACACGAAGCCAUGUGAAAUCUUUGCAAGCCAAAAGUUUCUCUUCAGAAAAAAAAGAGCGGGAUCCCUUGCAGGGAUCAGUCCUGCAGCACCAGAAAUGGUCCCGUGAAGGAAAAGGCAUCUGGAGACCCACCAGAGUCCUUGGAGCCAUUGCAGUUGCUCUGCAGGACAGAGAAAGGAUGGAGACACAACCUUUUGGAAAGGAGGGAAGCGGAAAAGGCCCUUCAGCUGCUCAGCCUGGGAAUGGGGGGAAGCUCUGGAGAAGGACUGAGCAGAAGAUCCUGGAGGAGGAAACCCUCCUCCCUUCAGAAGUUCAUCCCUGGACCUCCAUCCAAUACCAGGAGGCUGAGGGUCCCCGAGGACUUUGCAGCCAACUCCAUGACUUUUGUAGGCGAUGGCUGAGACCAGAAAAGCACACCAAAGCCCAGAUGCAGGACCUGGUGGUUCUGGAGCAGCUCCUGUUCCUUCUGCCCCCAGAGAUGGAGGGCUGGGUGCGGGAGUGUGGAGCAGAGACCAGCUCCCAGGCAGUGUCCCUGGCUGAAGGAUUCCUUCUGAGCCAGGUGGAGGAGCAGAAGGAGCAGGUGGAGUUGCAGUGCUGCACUGUGGAGAUCACAGAUCCUGAGAGAAAGACGAAUCCAUCAAAUCCCCCUCAGGAGCUAUUUUUCAGGAGGAUCCCUUGGGAAGAUCAAAUUCAGGACACAGGAGAGAAACAAAGAAUGAAGUUUUCUGUUUUUUACGAUGGAGCUCAAAGAGUGGUUGAACCUUCAAAUCAAGAGAGUCUUGUGUCCUUCGAGGAGGUGACUGUGUAUUUCUCUGAGGAGGAAUGGUCUCAGCUGGAUUCUGACCAGAAAGCGCUGCAUUCGGAAGUCAUGCUUGAAAACCACAGGAACGUGGUCUCUCUGGCUAAUAAUGGGCAGGAGAAUCAAGAUUCCUCUGAACUGUUCCAAAUGAUCAAUGCUAAAGAUGGAACGGAGAACUUUGGAAUUCGAAUGGAACCAGAAACCCAUGACAGAAACCAGUCAAAUGAUUGGAAUCAGGAAAGCUCAUCUUCCACUGAUGCCCAACAAGAGAAAAUAAGGAAAAAAUGUAUUGGGAAAAGUGUGAAAACUGUAAACGAAUACUAUUUAACCCGAAACAAAGGAGAAGAUGCUAUAUGGCCAAAUGGAAAAAAUUACAAUGGGACAUUGAUUCUUUCUCUUGGAAAUAACUUCCUUACAUCUCAAAAAGUGAUUCUCACAAAAAAGGAGCCUUAUAGAUAUUUGGAAUCUGGAAAACAUUUUAGAACAAGCAGUCAACUUACUUCCCAUGAAAGGAUUCACACUGGAGAGAAACGGUUUUCAGAAGCACCUGUAGCCCAGGCAGCAGAAGAGAAACCCUAUAAAUGCAUGGAGUAUGGAAAGACAUUUGCUGUGAGCAAUAGACUUACUAUGCAUAGAAAGAUUCACACAGGGGAGAAGCUGUAUAAAUGCAUGGAGUGUGGGAAAGCCUUUACUCGUAGCAGGGAACUUUCUAACCACAAACAGAUCCACACAGGAGAGAAACCAUAUAAAUGUAUGGUGUGUGGAAAGACCUUUGCUCAGAGCAGUGGACUUACUAUGCACAAAAAGAUCCACACAGGGGAAAAGCCAUUUAAAUGCAUGGAGUGUGGGAAAACCUUUACUCAAAAAGGUAAUCUUAUUUCCCAUAAAAUGAUCCACACAGGGGUGAAGCCGUAUAAAUGCGUGGAGUGUGGAGAAACCUUUACUCAAAAAAGUAGUCUUAUUUCCCAUCAGGUGAUCCACACAGGGGAGAAGCCGUAUAAAUGCAUAGAGUGUGGAAAGACCUUUGCUCAUAGACGUAAUCUUAUUUCCCAUAAGGUGAUCCACACAGGAGAGAAGCCGUACAAAUGCAUGGUGUGUGGAAAGACCUUUGGUCAAAAUUGUUAUCUUAUUUCCCAUAAGAUGAUCCACACAGGAGAGAAGCCGUACAAAUGCAUGGAGUGUGGAAAGACCUUUGCUCUGAGCAGUAGACUUACUAUGCACAAAAAGAUCCACACAGGGGAAAAGCCAUUUAAAUGCAUGGAGUGUGGAAAGACCUUUGCUCAAAGAGGUCAUCUUAUUUCCCAUAAGAUGAUCCACACAGGGGAAAAGCCUUUUAAAUGCAUGGAGUGUGGAAAGACCUUUGCUCAAUGCAGUUAUCUUGCUUCCCAUAAAAAGAUCCAUUCAGAAGAGAAACCAUUUAAAUGCAUGGAGUGUGGAAAGACGUUUACUAAGAGCAGUGCUCUUACUUCUCAUAGCAGAAUCCACACAGGGGAGAAGCCAUACAAAUGCAUGGCGUGUGGAAAGACCUUUGCUCAGAGCAGUGGACUUAGUUGCCACAAAAAGAUCCAUACAGGGGAAAAACCAUAUAAAUGCAUGGAAUGUGGAAAGACCUUUGCUCAGAAUAGUAAUCUUACUUCUCAUAAAAGGAUCCAUGCUCGGGAGAAAGUAUAUAUCAAUAGCAAUUCAACUUUAGACUUAUAUACUACUCCACAAUGCUUCACAGCACUGUCUGAGCAGUUUACAAAGUCAGCAUAUUGUCGCCAGGAAUCUGGAUCCUCAUUUUAUCAACCUCAAAAGGAUGAAAGGCUGACUCAACAAUGAGCUGGUCAGGAUUGAACUCCUGGCUGUGGGCAAUUAGCUUGUAGUACUGCAUUCUAACCUCUGAUCCACCAUGUCUAUAGAUUUUUAUAUGUAUGCAUAUUGUGCCUUUCUGAUCCAAAUGAGACAAGGUUGAGUGCAACAAAGUGAAAUUUAAUGUGGAGAAAAGUAAGGUUUUACACCUGGGCAGGAAAAACAGAUUACAUGAAACCUGGCUCAAAUACAGUAACUGUGAGAAGUACCUUUGAAUCCUAAUGGAUGGUCAAUUAAACAUGAGUCACCUGUUUCUGUCGGGACAAGGAGUCUACUUCGUGGCUUGGGGAAACCUAGGUCAGAACAAUGGAAAAAGUGCCACCUGUGCAGAUGUUGAAGACUUUCUGUGACAGGGAGGCUCCUAUUUCCUAUGUUUUGCAGGGAAUCCUGUAAAUUUAUGCAAAAUCCACUAGGGGUCGCCUUCUGCCAAGAGAAGGGAACAUCAGGCGAUUCCCUAUUGGCCCACUGGAGGGGGAAAGACAGGGCUGGCUUUUCAGAGGAGGCCAGGAGGAAAUGACAUCAUAGAGCCUUGCCUCUCUAGAACCUUGCACUCGCAUCCCUUAACCCGUGGGGCUCUGGCAGAAGCAGAGAGGCUGCCUUUAUAAUGCGUUAGUAAGAUCACACUUGGGAUACUGCAUCCAGUUUUGGUCAUUACAUUACAAAAAAAGAUGCAAAGAAGAGUAGCUAAGAUGAUUAAAGGCCUGAAGAUUAAAAUGAAGAGCUGUUGUAAGAUUUGGGUUUGGCUAGUCUAGAGAAAAGAAGAAUUAGGAGUGAUAGCAGUAUUCCAGUACUUGAGAGGUUGCCACAAAGAGGAGGAGGUCCAUUUAUUUUCCAAAGCACCGGAGGACAGGACAAAAAACAAUGCAUGUGAACUAAUCGAGGAGAGAAGCAAUCUAGAAUUAAUAAUUUUCCUUACAGUUGUUCUGUCCCCGUCUCCACACACACACACACACAGCCAGCCGAGGGUUAAAGGAAGCACUUGGCAUGCACACCGUUUGUUAUCAGAAACUUGGCAGCAAGACGAGCACCGACUGCCAAGUGCUUUUACUUCAAUAAAUGGGAGUAUCCCUUCACCAUAUAAACAGAAAUACACACAGUUUGCAAAUAGUCCAGUUCAAAACAAGAAACCUUCGACAGAGUUUGCAAAUAGUCCAGUUCAAAACAAGAAACCUUCAGCAGAUUUAAGUGUUGUUCAAAGUGACUAGCCAGAGUUAGUUUUUGUCCGUCACAGAGUCUUAAAUGGCCACCACACUCUCUUAUAUAGUCUCUGGGGUGUGGUCCAGUGACUCAGCCUAAUCCCUGGCACGCCUCCUCAACUGCUGCAACCGUUUAUCACACCUUCGUUGGCGUGGAUCCAGGAAUGACAGAUCGCCUCCAUCGCUAUCAUCGGAGUCACCUGGCUCCUGGCUAAUCUCCUCUUCCUCGGCCGGCACCUGAGGCACUGCCAGAGGGGAGGGGCCUGGAGAGGGAGGCCUGGCCGACUCCUCUCCUUCAUGUUCGGAGCCUUCUCCCUCCGAUAAGAUAGGCUUGGAGGACGGAGCCACAACAACAGUGUGGACAGUUGACCAGUGAACAGCUUUCCUUCAGACAUUGUGGGUGCUUCAUCACGGCACGUUUUUAAGAAGAACUGGACAGUCACUCGUCAGAAAUGCUAUAGGAACUCCUGCUUGCGCAGGGCGCUGGACUAGAAGAGCUCCAAGUUCCCUUCCUGCUUGAUUCUGAUUCUGAAUCCUCAAUCCUUUCUUGUGCUUUUUUGCUAAGUUGGAGGUUUGAAAGCAAACAUGAGCAUCAGUGGAGAUGAAGGUUAUCGUUUGGCCUGAAAGUGAUGUGUGGCUGCCAAUAUUUAAGUGGUGGAGAUUCCCCAAUCAUUUCAAGAAGUUCCCUCUGAUUAGUAUUUCCACUAGAGCAGAGUUGCAGGCAGAAAUGCAGAAGUCCUGAAUCCCUUACUAUUGUUUCAGCUUUUCUUACUUGCUUAAUAUUUACUUAAUAUUGUCAAAAUCUGUGUUUUCACCCUGCCUCAUACUAUGUAAUGCAAGUUAUAAAUGAGAGAAAACCAUAAGGAUAAUGGGGUUAUAAUGAUGGUGAAUUAGAAAAUGGAAC
Molecule: messenger RNA, 8061 nt
Organism: Pantherophis guttatus
Lineage: Eukaryota; Metazoa; Chordata; Lepidosauria; Squamata; Colubridae
Source: RefSeq, a predicted model, not a curated record